Molecule: messenger RNA, 1053 nt
Organism: Lathyrus oleraceus (garden pea)
Lineage: Eukaryota; Viridiplantae; Streptophyta; Magnoliopsida; Fabales; Fabaceae
Exons: 2
Coding region: 1-1053 (350 amino acids)
Source: RefSeq, a predicted model, not a curated record
AUGGACAAGGAAUGGGGAUUUAUCAACAGACCCCUCAUCUUAGAUGGAUCCAACUAUGACUACUGGAAGGCAAAAAUGGCGGCCUUCUUAAAAUCUAUGGACAACAAGACAUGGAAAGUUGUCAUUAGAGGAUGGAAACAUCCUGUUGUGAUUGACGAGGAUGGAAAGGCAACUAUUGAACCGAAACCUGCAGGGGACUGGUCCAAGGAAGAAGAUGAAUUAGCUCUUGGAAACUCCAAAGCCUUGAAUUCCCUAUUCAAUGGUGUGAACAAAAAUAUAUUCAGGCUGAUUAAUACAUGUACUGUAGCUAAAGAAGCUUGGGAAAUCCUCAAAACUACUCAUGAAGGCACAUCCAAAGUAAAGAUGUCUGGACUUCAUCUUCUCACUACCAAAUUUGAGAAUCUAAAGAUGAAAGAUGAUGAGAAUAUCCAUGACUUUCACAUGAGUAUUCUUGAAAUAGGUAAUUCAUCUAGUGCUUUGGGAGAAAGGAUGUCAGAAGAAAAACUGAUGAGAAAAAUUCUAAGGUCUCUACCUAAAACAUUUGACACGAAGGUCACAGCUAUUGAGAAAGCUCAAGACAUCAGGUCCAUGAGAGUAAAUGAGCUUACUAGAUCUCUCCAAACUUUUGAGUUAGGUAUUAGUGACAGAAUUGAAAAGAAAACCAAAAGCAUAGCAUUUAUAUCCAACACUGAAGAUGAACAAAACCAAUUUGACUUGGAUACUAAUGAAGGAAUGGUUAAUGCUAUAGUGCUUCUAGGAAGACAAUUCAAUAUGCUUCUUAAGAGAAUUGACAGGAAUUCAAGAACCAAUUUCAAGAACAUCCCUCUUGACAUUAUUAAUACUAAUGACUUCCAGAGAAGAUCAAGAACUGAAGAGAGAUCAAAUCAAGGACUAUAUGUUUCUUGGUCUGAUGAGGACAACUCGGAAAGUGAACUUGAGGAGGAAGCUGAUAAAUACAUUACUACUCUAACUGGAAGAUGGGAAUCUGAUGAAGAUUCAUAUGAUGAAGAAUUGUCCUAUGAAGAACUAAAUGCUUCAUAUAGAGAGCUCUGA